GAGCUAUUCAUUGGCUGGUAUGUUUUCUUUCUUUAAUCUGCAGUUAUAGAUACCGAUUGCCUGUUACGGUUUACAGUUAAACCAUAAAAUCCUCGUUGGAUCCCCACCGUGCUACUUUUUAGCCAUUAACCAAACCAGACGUAGCUAAGAAGCUAACCUGGUUAGUGGAUGUGGCUAACAUGUUGACUCCAGCUGGCUAAGUAACCACAGAGCACCUUGGUAAGCCUGUGCUAACCCGGGGCCUAAAUGAUGUUUGAACAAUUAAUUACUUGUGGGCAAACGUCGCAAAUUUGACAUCCCAUGGAAUAGCGCUGAAAACAAUCUGUUCAGUUUUAAAUAUUUGCUCUCCUGCGGUGUUGUGUUGGUCACCAUUCAUUUAGAGGCGCGAUGUUCUUGUUAGGGAUGACAUGAUACAACGUUGAUAUUGACGUGCAUUUAAUCGUAACACGUUUGAAAAUGAGUUCAAUCAAAGUAACCGAAGUUUCUAUUUAAAGUACAAGCCGUGACUCAUUGAAAUUCUUUAUAUUACUAGUUUAUUUAUAUCGGGUAAGUGUGUCAUUAAGUGCAACCUAGAACUUUAUAUCAUGCUUGUAUUGCUUUGCCAAAUCAACAAAUGUCCGUCAUUAUGGCUGGAAAUGUGAAUGUGAAUCUACACACAUUUUCGCACAAAUUAGUCACGCAGUAAUUUAGUCAGCGUUAUUGCAAAGUUGAAGAGAACAUAAUGUGAUUGGAUGAUGACUUGAUUUAAAGAGUUCACACAGGGAAGAGUGUAAUCCUUCAGUCCAACAAAAGGAGUGUGAACAGUCCAGCGAUGAAUGAGAUUCCCCGCUUGCAGCUGAGGUGAGGAAGAAGCAUGGGGCGUAAAUCCGAAGUGUUGAGGCAAACGUGACAGUAUGUUCUGCGUCGGAGAGGCUCAAAAUGGAAAAGCACCCAUGCAGGGAGGAGAACAUUGACUCGAGCAGGGACCAGCAUGCCACCGAUCAGCCAGGGGACGGCAGCAGCUCAGAAAGUGACGCUGAGGAGCAGCAGCGCCAGAAGGCUCAGGUGAACAACAGCGGCUGUCAGAAGUGGGAGCCCUUGGCGGUGGCGAAGCCCCAUCGGCAGCUGUGUCGUUCCCCGUGCCUCGACCAGCCCAGUUUUUCCCAGAGUAGCACGGUGCAAGAUUCCCGUGAGGAUGAGACCAGCGCGGGGCCAGCGAUCAAAGCGGCCAGUGAAAGGGAGUACCAGACAAAAAUGGACUUUGCGUUGAAGCUGGGCUACUCUGGAGAGCAGGUGGAGAUGGUGCUCAAUAAACUGGGGGCCGCCGCUCUCAUUAAUGACAUUCUUGCUGAGCUCGUAAGGCUGGGAAACAAAGUGGAGCCUGAAAGUCAACCUUGCAGCACUGCAGCCGCGUCGCUCUCACUUCCACCGUGCGCUAAAGAGACCGUUAGUCCUGAGGUGUCGGUGGAAGAGGAAUCUGUGGACCCAUACGACAACCUCAGGCCUAUUGUCAUUGAUGGGUCCAAUGUGGCAAUGAGCCAUGGAAACAAAGAGGUUUUCUCUUGCCGUGGUAUCCAACUGGCUGUCGAAUGGUUCCUCGAAAAGGGGCACAAAGACAUUACUGUGUUUGUCCCAGCCUGGAGAAAGGAACAGUCAAGGCCCGAUGCUCUCAUUACAGAUCAAGAAAUAUUACGCAAGCUCGAAAAAGAGAAGAUCCUGGUUUUCACCCCAUCUCGGAGAGUCCAAGGCAGACGGGUGGUGUGCUAUGAUGAUCGCUUCAUAGUGAAGCUGGCUUAUGAUUCUGAUGGAAUUAUUGUGUCAAAUGACAACUACAGAGACUUGCAAAAUGAAAAACCAGAGUGGAAGAAGUUCAUCGAGGAACGUCUCCUAAUGUAUUCAUUCGUCAAUGACAAGUUUAUGCCACCCGAUGACCCACUGGGAAGACAUGGUCCUAGCUUGGAAAAUUUCCUUCGCAAGCGUCCUGUUGUCCCAGAGCAUAAAAAACAACCUUGCCCCUAUGGCAAAAAAUGCACAUAUGGACACAAGUGCAAAUACUAUCAUCCGGAGCGUGUCAACCAACCGCUGCGGUCGGUGGCCGAUGAAUUGCGGGCCUUUGCAAAACUGUCUGCAGUGAAGACAAUGAGCGAAGGGGCCUUAGCGAAAUGCGGCACCGGCCCGGCACUUGUGAACAGGGACAGCAACUCUGAAGUCAAACGCGUGGCGCCCAAACGCCAGUCCGACCCGAGUAUACGCUCGGUGGCAUGCGAGUCCCCCGAAAGCCUGUCCGUUGUGAGGAAGUCUGAGACAAAUUCAGUGCCUUCCCUUGUGACUGCUCUCAGCGUGCCCACCAUGCAGCCCGCCAAGAGCCACGCAGCCGGGGCCUUGAACACGCGAUCCGCUAGCAGCCCGGUGCCAGGUUCUUUGCAGUUCUCACAUAGUUCGCUCGAGCACAUGUCUAGUGUACAGUACCCUCCCAUUUUGGUCACCAACAGUCACGGCGCUUCUGUUACAUAUGGCGACCAGUUCCCAAAGUAUGACUCGGUCAGCGACCACGGCUAUUAUUCACUGCACAGUGACUUUUCAAACAUGAGCAUGAGCAGUAUGCACAACGUCGACAGUUUCUGUAGCAUGGAGCACGAGCACGCGGUGUGCCUGAGAACUCGCAGCCACUGCCCCGAGUCCUGCCUCAGCCACUCCAACAGCGAUUCGUUCUCCUCCUACGGCGACAUGUACCCGAGCUCUGUGGACGGGAGCCUGGAGGAGAGCAUGAAGGGCCAGCAGCAGUCCCCGGCAACAGGGAGAAUGCAGACUUUCCCCCACGGCUUUCGACACGAAGCGCUCACCCGGGUGCAGAGUUACGGGCCGGAGGAGCCCAAGCAGGGUCCAUGUAAGCAGCCCGCACCUCAUCUAGCCCCGCACAUCCAGCACGUCGCAGUGGGGGCCAGGUCGAGCUGCCCCGGAGACUACCCCGUGGCUCAAAACGUCCUCCCGCCGCUGUCAUCGCAGCCGACGCGGUCCCUCGGCAUGACUCGCAUGGACAGCAUAUCCGAUUCCAGGCUGUACGACAGCAACCCAAUGAGACAGAGGCGACCGCCGCUGUGCCGCGAGCAGCAUGCGAGCUGGGACCCUCUGCCCUGCGGGAACGAGUCUUACGGCUAUCACUCGUAUCCGCUGAGCAACAGCCUGAUGCCGUGUUGCGAGCGAGUCAUGGUCCGCAGCAUGCCUGACAAAAUGGAGCAAAUUUGGAACUCGCCGUGGGAGGCCCCACCCGCAACGGAACACCCUGAACGGUAUGUCAUCCCAGAGCACCAGUAUCAAACAUAUCGGAACCUUUGCAACAUUUUUCCUGCUUAUGUAGUCCAUUCGGUGAUGGAGAAGAACCCUCAUUUGACAGACCCCCAACAACUGGCGGCUGUCAUUGUUACAAAUUUGAGGUCUUGUCACUGAGGGCAAAAAGGUAAAAAAAAAAAAUAAGGUGGAAAUUUUGAAAAUAGAUUUGAGUGUUUUGGUUGCAAACACAGGCACUUGCUAAAUGUUGCCAAAUGUGCAACAUUUGCCCUCAGGAGUUUUUUUUUUUUUUUUUUUAAUGUCUCUGGUACAAAACCCAGCUCUCUGGAUUUUCAUCAGCAAGAUGGCAUUAAGUCAACAACAUAGAUAAAGUUUGUCUGACAUUUUUUUUUUAGUGCAACUUAAAGAUGUUUCGCACACAGAAGGCUAUACAUUUAUAAGAAGUGUGGUGCAAUUGUAAAAGGAAACUUUACUGUAUGUGUUUCAUAACGCAUUUAUCAUACCUGACCAGGAGCGGAAUUUCCUUUCAAAAAUAUCAAAUAAGGAUUUCUUUUUUCACUUACAAUGUAUCUUGAUUAGCUUUUAUCAAAAAUUUGUCAGACCAAUUGGUUAACCAUCCAAUUUCAAGAAAUGAGGUUAACCAAUGCCAAACUUUGUCCCACUUGCUUUCAAUAUAAACCAGAAACAUCACCGCGAGUUGCUGCUUUUCAGCAUUUGGGUUCAUUUAAUCAAAAAUAUACUUGGUUUUAGCCACAUAGCUUUUAAGACGUUCUUGUUCAGGUCAUGUGGAUGUGCUGUGAAAGGCAUCACAAAUGUUUGUGGUGCAGUGCAACUAUCAAUAACUUUCUUGAGCUUUGCCUCUACUGUAAAAAAAAAUGGUGAUUUUUUUUCCUUUUUUGUGCAUUUCUUUCAAAAACGAGUAAGAGGGAGGUACACUCAUACCUCCAAGCAUGAAGUGAUAUUUAAUGGCCUUAUAUCUGAGUGACCUCACGCUUUAGUCUCUCCUUCAAUGAACGUCUUUGGCAUUGAAGCCUCCUACUUUCAAACCUAAAGCACUAUCUCAGUAUGGAAAGAGAUCUAUUUUCUCAAUCUCACAAAGCUACUAUUUUGGUAGAAUUUGACAGUGCACAAAGCAAGCCAAAAAGAGAUUUGUCUUGUAUACAGGUGCACGUGUCUAUAUCUAUGUACAUUUAAAAAAAAGAAAAUCAAACAAAAGCCAUUAUUUCAGUCAUUUAUAAGCUGCUAAAUAAUGCCAAAAAAAAGAGAAAAAUGAUCAUUAUUCUGACUUCACAUUACAUUUUGCUUCACGUAAUUGGAAUUAUUUCUCAUUUCCAACUGCCUUGUAUAUUUUUGUCAGAUUUGUUGUGAAAAUAGUUUAUAAUAUAUAUGUAGCGCUUACGAUAUAUCUUAGGCUUUUAGACAGCGUUCUGAUUUUUUUUUUUAGUUACCUCUAUUUCUCUAGUAUAAAUUAAGAAGUACUCUUAAAUUUGGGUGUUUCAUACCUACCAGUGACCCAUCACAAAUACAAUGUUUUCACAAUAUCACUUGUUGUUUUUCUCGAUUUAAUUUAUUCCCAGGCUACAUAUAGUAUAUGAUUUUCUUAACCAAAAAAAAAAAACAAAAAAAAAAAGAACGCUCCUCUGAACUACUUCAGGUUGUCAGUAGAGCUGUUUGUUGCUCAUUUGUAUCAAAGACUACUUUUCCAUGCACUUAAAUGGACUGAGACACAUAAGAAGGUGAGACGGCUUUUAUUUCUAGUGGGCUUUGGCUUGAAGAACAUUUUUUGAGGUAUUUCCAAGCCCGCUUACAAUUUACUUUUAAGAGUCAGUCAGUGCAAAUACAUUUUUUUAGCAAAAGCUGCAAAGUUGCUCAUGCAUCCACGGUAAAUUAGAUGCAGCGAACGUUAUGACACUGAGAUGACAAUAAAAUUGUUUGAAUUGGGACGAUCAAGAUGCAUCUACAGUAAAAACAUUACUGCAAAAAAAAAAAAUGUUUACCGUCAAGAGUUUGCACAGUUUUCUUCUGAUAUUUAGCUGGAUAGAUUAAAAAUCUAUCCACGAGUAUUAGGCCUGCAAGGUUGUUAUAACGGAGGGGUUUAUUGUUGUAUUUUUGGGGGGGGGAAAACAACUGACAUGAAUGCAAGAAAGCAUGUUUAGUAUGAUGUUUGACUUUUAUCGUGAGAGUGGAUGGCUCAAAUACAGUUUGGCUGUGCCUUGCAGCACAUUGCUCUCAGGAUGCUUUCACUUUUUCACCUUCACUGGCCAAAAAAAAAAAAACAGUGCUUACUGCUGGCAAGUGUCUCUUCUCUUCUAAUAGCGAUCUAUUUUGUGAAAACUUGUACAUGUAUAGAAAGUUGCAGUGUGGAAAAACUGCCUUGUAAAACUUUGUACAGAUAUCUCUGAAGUAUGCACCUUGAGUUGUUUAAGACUGGGUCAUUUGGGUGGCUUUACAUGAUGCGGAUGUGUUUAUCGCAAUCGUGAAGCCACAAGUGUGGGCCUCGUAAUGCUGAUCUCACUGAUGUGGUGUAAAUGUACUGUAGUUUGUAUAUUUUUCAGGAAAAUUCUUUUCCAUCUUGUGAAAAUGGACGACAAUUAGGGAAUUUUGAACUUUGAGGUGCCACUGCUGAAAAACAUCACAGGUAUCGUAUAAAGCCAGCCCAAAUGCAAGGUGUUGCUCGGAAUGCAUCGAAAGGGAAAUGCCACUUCACUGAAUCUCUAUGAUCACCUGAGUGAGCAUCGAACCGUUCUUAAAAAAAAAAAAAAAGGGGGAUGCAAGUGACAUCUCUAACAAAAGUACACGAUGACAAAGGGCCACACAGAUUUUCGACAUUAAGUGGUAUUACUCCUUAAUUGGGAAUUGAUGUGAGCUAGAUUAUUUUUCUCAAUGGUGAUUCUUCAACAAAUAGAUAGAUUUCUCUCUAAUGGUCGAUAAAACGAAUGUGUAUAAACAUCCAAAAAGAGAAGAAAAAAAAAGUGAAUGUGUAUAGCCCAAAAGAUUUUUUUGGGCUUUGCUGACUUUGUUUUAUUUUUCAUGAAAACACACAAGGCCACUUGAGGCCAGCUGUCUGUUCAUGAGAAGGUGAAAACAAACUGCCUAAAUGUUUCUUCAUAUGAAACAGUCAGAUUGCAAGGCUGCCGUCACCGUUGUUUCUGGCAUUUGGCUCAACGUUUGCGUGCCACCCCGCCCCAUUCCCAGCUAGUUAUAUUGUCAUGGGUUCCCCAAAAAUGUUCUUGGUGCGAAGGGAAGAAAAAAACAAAACAACCGCUAUCAUUACUGUUUCGGUGACUGAAAGAACACUGAGUUAAUUGCACUGAUAAUUUUAAGACGACACAGUUCAUCCCAAGCCACAACAUCACUCAAGUGAAAGUGGAAUUAUUGUGUUCUAUCCUGCAAGGUCUGAUUGCAGUUUUAACUAAAUUAGCAUAUUUCCUCAUAUAGUAGCCUGGGAUGCAUUUUGUACUCAAUUACAGAGGGUGCCAUGGUCAGAUGUGUUUUAUCAUUUUCAACAAAUAAUGUACUUAAUAAAUUACUACAAAAUACAUCGUCAAGAAUCCCCCCCACCCCCAAACACACACUUGAAAAAAAAAAUAGAAUGACACAUCUAUAAGAGGUGUGAUGUCAAAUGUAAUUUUUAAAAUGUUCCACGUGAUUAAUUUGGGCACAGCGUUUUCCACCAGAGGCCACUAUUUGAGGAAAUGUUCUAUACAUAAAUAGACAUCAAAUCAGUACAUGAAUGUACACAAACCCUGAUUGGUCAUUUUGGGAAUUUGAACUACACACAUUAAAAAAAAAAACAUUUUAGACUCAUUAUCUCAAAAGAAGUGACAUAUUCUGACAUGCUGAUUUUUGUCACGAUGCACUUCGGUAAUUUUGAAUGACUUGUCGGAAAUGGGAUCCACAAGUUUGUCCAUAUUCAAUUACAUUGCUUUCUAAGUUGUUCUAGGCUGCACUUAAGAGCCCCAAAAAAGUCUUAAGAGAAAACCCUAUCCAACAAUCCAGCUUUGCGAAAAAACUUUUCUCGUCGUAGUUCAAUGCCCCCGCACCCCUUCUUUUGUAAGUGCCGCAAACAAGCCACAAAUGUCCAGAAUUGACUUUUACUUGUUGAUACAAAUUGUAUCUCUACCUUGAAUGUAAACUAAAUAUCAAAUGUAUAUUAUGAAAAGAGUUUUAUUGAAAUAAAGGGGAAAGAAAAAUGCCUAAUGUUUUGUGACACUGUGUGUCACUGGGAGUAGCCCAUAGGUAUGUACUAUCUUUUAUUGGGUACAGUAGUUAAUUUCCUGGGACUUUGAUGUGCUAGGUCAAGUGCACAGCAAGACAAAACUGUGCCGCACUAAGCAUCACGCCCUCACUGUACAUACCUGCGUGUUCCUGUGGAUAGGAUUUAAUGUGUAAAUGUAAAACAUUACUUCAGUUCACAUGAAUGUUGUAACCUGUGCUUAUUUUCUCUUGAUUUGUUCAUUUUGCCUUGUAUAAACUUUGCAUAUUUGGGUGUUUAAAAAAAUUAACAAUGAUUUAACACUGAGAUUGUUCAGCACCAAACUAAUCUACUUUAAAGGCUACUUUGACUAAAAACUAUGAAAUGAGAGCACAGUGCCAGUUUUGAAUCAUUUGUGUUUUGAUGUUUCAUGUUAAUGUUAUUUUUUUUUUUCUCUUCAAACUGAAAUUUAGUGGAAUGUUUGGCAGGGGUUUGAAUGACUAAACAAUGUUGACAAGCAGAUGUGUGCUAUUUGUUGUUACUUUGACCACUGCAAUAUGAUAUUGAAGUAGUGUAAAUGAAUACUUUUACUGUCGGUGGCCGGUUUGUACGUACUUUCAGCUGGUGCCCUAUGAAAAUUGGACUUGCGCUAUUUUGAAGUUGUGUGUUGAAUAAUAGCAUGUUAAUGGGUGAGAUGAAAACCAAAGUUGUUGGGGUUUUGUUUUGUUUUUUUUAAACUGUACACAUUAUGAUUAGUGGUCCAAACAUACCUUCACACUUCUUGUGUACCGAUGACACUUGAUGCCAGCAUCCUCCCAGACGGACAGACUUGUUAUGCAGAAUGUCAGGACGAGAGGUGUGCCCAUUAACAUGACUGUACAUAUUUACAGUGUAAUACUCAGGUUUAACCCGGCUAACAUUCAAAAUCACAAGGUUCAAAAACAGUAAGUUGUACCGGUGACUUUUCUAAAGUGGUGUGCGUGGACUGUAGUGUUUGCAAUGUAACAAGGGAAACAUUGAAGCAAGCUUUUUGUGUUGUGCUUAUCUGCGGUAUUGUAAUCCACACUGACUGGAAAGCAUUGCUUUUUUUUUUUUUUUUGUAGACCAAACUAGACUAUUUGAGUCUGUGGGCUCAAACAAAAUGUAAGUCUUAAUGACGUGUUUCUCACCAUUAAUAAAGCUAUAUUAUGUUCA
Messenger RNA from Hippocampus comes (tiger tail seahorse), 8656 nucleotides. It is a transcript of the gene zc3h12b, whose product is annotated as zinc finger CCCH-type containing 12B. The coding region runs from base 919 to 3426 and encodes 835 amino acids. Lineage: Eukaryota; Metazoa; Chordata; Actinopteri; Syngnathiformes; Syngnathidae. Gene Ontology annotation, cellular component: nucleus; cytoplasmic ribonucleoprotein granule. Gene Ontology annotation, molecular function: RNA endonuclease activity; mRNA binding; metal ion binding. The transcript is spliced from 6 exons. The record is from RefSeq and is a predicted model, not a curated record.